AUGGCACCAGCGGAACCGAACGCGCUGCCGUUCCAUGUAAAGGGCACAGAGCCUGACUUUCCCGAGGAGCGAGAAGGAUGGAAAGGGUAUAUCGAAUGGGAAAGGUAUCCAGAGAAAAAGAAGCAAGCUGCGGAGAUUCUUGCGCAAUAUGAUUUCCCUGUUCCACCAGAGUUUCAGAUGGUGCCCUUGCCAGACACGAAUCCUGUACUUGAGGGCGUGCGUUGGAAGUAUUAUCACUAUGCCCUGGGAAAAACGAUAAAAGAUCUGCCCCAAAUCUCCUGGGAUUAUGUCAAGAAGGAGAAAUCAGAAGAUAUGAUCCACGUUCUGCAAUUCCCCUACAACGGCGAGCCACCAAGAAGCGAAAUCACACCCAAUCCUGAUCAUUUUGUCCGCAACCAUGGUGGAAUCCCCGAAAUCGAUCCAUCAAAAUACUUCUUCGAGGUCGAAGGCCUCGUCAAUCGACCAGGCACCAAAAUCUCUCUCGCCAAACUGCAAGAUGAAUCUCUCUUCCCCCGCAUGGAAACGACCGUCACCCUCCAAUGCUCUGGCACCCGGCGCAUUGAGCAAAUCCACGACUACCCCGGCGACGGCGACGAACUCAUCAACGCCCCCUGGGGCGAAGGCGCAAUAGGAACCGCGCGCUAUGUCGGCGUGUCCCUGAAGAAAGUCCUCAAGUAUUGCGGCGGCGUUGCAGACGGAGGCAAACACGUCGAAUUCUUCGGCGCAGACACGUACUUCAAAAAGGGCCAAGUAUACAACUACGCCGUCAGCGUGCCGCUGCGCAAGGUCAAGGUUCACGAAGUCAUGCUGGCUUGGAGUAUGAAUGGGGAACCAUUGCCUGCCAUUCACGGCGCUCCGUUGCGCGUAGUCGUCAUGGGCUACAUUGGGGCGAGGAGCUGCAAGUGGCUUACGAGGAUCAAUGUCCUGUCUGACCCAUCGCUCGCUCCCGUCCAGAUGAAGGAGUACAUUUACUACACACCACAAAUGGGCAAACAAAAUGUGACGUACAGCAACGGCUUCAGUAUCCAGACGAUGCCUGUUUCCAGCGCCAUCAUGACGCCAGUGGACAAGGACGUCAUCGUCCACGACGGCAAGAUCAAACUCACGGGCUGGGCCUACAGUGGCAGUGGCUGGCCCGAACGCGUCGAAGUGAGUAAUGAUGGCGGGGGCGUCUGGUACGAAGUCCCGUAUCAGAAUAUGAGUACAAAGUAUUUCCAUGCGUGGAGGACAUGGUGGAUGGAGAUUCCGGUGGAUGCCGAGGGGUGGUUGGAGUUUUGUGUUCGAUGCUGGGAUGAUGCUUUGAAUGCCCUUACAUCCUUCCCUCAAACCCUUCCCGUCUCCUCCUCCCGUUACCCCCCUAUCAUUCCCACCACAUCACUAACUCAGUACAACAGACCCAACCCACCUUCGUCCGUAGCGCAUGGAACUGGGACCUCCACGUCACUUCAUCUUGCCACUCGAACAACACGGUGCUUCGAUGCUGCCGCUGACCCGGCCUUUGCCGUUUGA
Messenger RNA from Plenodomus lingam JN3, 1509 nucleotides. The record is from RefSeq and is a predicted model, not a curated record. Lineage: Eukaryota; Fungi; Ascomycota; Dothideomycetes; Pleosporales; Leptosphaeriaceae.